Manihot esculenta (cassava) is the source of this 1512-nucleotide messenger RNA. RefSeq lists its product as uncharacterized. The transcript is spliced from 5 exons. Lineage: Eukaryota; Viridiplantae; Streptophyta; Magnoliopsida; Malpighiales; Euphorbiaceae. The coding region runs from base 1 to 1512 and encodes 503 amino acids. The record is from RefSeq and is a predicted model, not a curated record.
AUGAUUGAUGCUGCUAGUGGAGGUGCCAUUUCAGAAAUGGAACCUGAAGAAGGUAAAACUUUAAUCUCUAAAAUGAUCGCCAAUUCUAGACAAUAUGGCCAAGAAGAGGACAUUUCAAGGAAUGCCAAUGAAGUAAGUAUUGCAUCUUUAGAUUCUAAAAUUUCACAACUAACAGCUACAAUUCAACAAUUGGCUGUAGGGAACAAUGCACGAACUUGUGGCAUUUGCAAACAAGCAGACCACCCCAUAGAUAUGUGUCCUAUCCUUCAAGAAGGAAAGCAACAGGUAAAUGCUAUUGGAGGAUUCAAUGACCAACAAAGGAAGUAUGACCCGUUUUCAAGUACCUACAAUCCGGGGUGGAGAGGUCAUCCAAACCUUAGCUAUGGGAAUAGACAACAGAAAUUCCAACCAAGAGCAAACUAUCAAACUGGAAAUUUAGUGAGCAAACUAGAAUCUCAAGGGAAACUACCCUUCCAAACCAUACCAAAUCUAAAACAGAACGUAAGCGCAAUUACGCUGCGAAGUGGGAAGGAGUUAGACUCUGCCAGCUCGAAGAAGCUUGCCCAAGGUAGUAAGGCAGACCAGAAGACAGAAGUAGAAAUGGAGAUUCUAGAAGAGAAACAACCCCAGAAAUCUGAGGAAGAACAAUCCCCAAUGCAAGUAAUACGUCCACCUUUUCCUGAAAGAUUUGCUCAAUCAAAAAGAGAAAAGGAAGAGAAAGAGAUCUUGGAGAUUUUUCGCAAAGUCCAGGUAAACAUAUCCCUUCUUGAAACCAUAAAGCAAAUACCUAGGUACGCGAAAUUUUUAAAAGACCUUUGCACUAAUAAAAGAAAAUUGUAUGGGUACGAAAAGAUCAAAGUAGGGGAGAAUGUAUCAGCUGUACUACAAAGAAAAAUUGCACAAAAAUGUAAAGACAAAGUUUAUUUGUCUUUGGAUGCAAGUCCUUUGAAACAAACAGGAGUCACACUCCAACUCGCCGAUAGAUCAAUAGUUUAUCCUAAGGGCGUGUUGGAAGAUGUUUUGGUCCAAGUAGGAAGAUUAAUUUUCCCAGCUGACUUUUUUGUCUUGGAUAUGGAAGAUAACAAUUCAUCCAACUAUAUAGAUUUAUUGCUAGGAAGACCAUUCCUCAGCACAGCUAGAACGAAGAUUGACGUGCACGAAGGCACACUUUCAAUGGAGUUUGAUGGAGAAGAGAUUGGAUUUUCUAGGCAAUUCGAGACUUUAGGGAAUCUUUUUGGAGGAUGGCCGCACCAACAACGCCGAAGAGACCCACGCCACCGACGCUUCAACCAAUCGCCACCGGACGACGCCGAGGGUCCCAUCAAACGUGAUCUCCCUCACCGGACGCAGCCUUCGCGCAAGCCUCCCUGCUGGUCUGCUCCUUCCUCGCUGGUCGCAGCCCCUUCCGUGCGUUCCUCCUCGCCGGCCACCACCUCCUUGGCACCGACACCACCACCUCUACCACCAUCAACUCCUCGCCGAUUGCAGCCACACGCCAGUUUUUACAGAUGA